CGCGCCAAGGAGAACGUCAGCACGUCGAUGCGAAGGUUUUCUCUGGCAGAGACGAGCUAACCAGGCUCGGGUUUAAUCAGCGCCUUUGGCAGCGCUGUCCCCGGGAGAGGAGGGUAGCUGUUCCUCUCUCAAGGGCGGACUCCUCGGGGCGUGGUGAUUGGACCGAUCUCCUUGCCUCCUCCCAGCUUGUCCGCCGGGCCUACCCGCCUUCUAGUCGUCUGGGAGAGGCUGGGGCUCCUGGGAUCGGCCUGGGGAAGCUGGGCGCGCCGGUCCCUGCUAGGGCUCGGAUGGGAGGCGGCGGGUGGAGCGACCUGGGAUGUUCAGUCUGAUGGCCAAUUGCUGCAGCUGGUUCAAACGCUGGCGGGAGCCUGUCAGAAAGGUGACUCUUGUGAUGGUGGGACUUGAUAAUGCUGGUAAAACGGCAACCGCAAAGGGAAUCAAAGGAGAGCAUCCUGAAGAUGUAGCUCCUACCAUUGGAUUUUCCAAAAUUGACCUGAAACAAGGAAAAUUUGAGGUCACCAUCUUUGACUUGGGAGGCGGAAAAAGAAUUCGGGGAAUUUGGAAGAAUUAUUAUGCAGAGUCCUAUGGGGUAAUAUUUGUUGUGGAUUCCAGUGAUGAAGAAAGAAUGGAAGAAACAAAAGAGACAAUGUCAGAAGUGCUAAGACAUCCUAGGAUAUCAGGAAAGCCUAUAUUGGUGUUGGCAAAUAAGCAGGACAAAGAAGGGGCUUUAGGAGAAGCUGAUGUGAUUGAAUGUCUGUCUUUAGAAAAAUUGGUUAACGAGCACAAGUGCCUGUGUCAGAUAGAACCUUGUUCAGCAGUCUUGGGAUAUGGAAAGAAAAUUGACAAAUCUAUUAAAAAAGGCCUUUAUUGGCUACUGCACAUCAUUGCAAGAGACUUUGAUGCCUUAAAUGAACGCAUCCAAAAGGACACAACUGAACAACGAGCACUCGAGGAGCAAGAGAAACGGGAAAGAGCUGAACGAGUGAGAAAAUUACGAGAAGAAAGGGAACAAAGAGAACGAGAACAAGGGGAACUGGAUGGAACCAGUGGUCUAGAUGAGUUGGACCAAAGACCACUAACUGUCAACCCUUUCCAGCCGAUAGCAUCUGUAAUAAUAGAGAAUGAAAAGAAACUUGAAAAAGAGAAAAAGAAGCAAAUGAUGGAGAAAGAUAGUGAUAUUUGUUCCCUGAAACAGAAAAUGGAGCAUGAACAAAUAGAGACACAAAGCCAGGCUAGUGAAAACAGUCAAAAAAACAAUGAGUUUGAAGUAGUAGAAAAUUAUAAGGAGGCAUUAACCCAGCAGUUGGAGAAUGAAGAUGAGACAGAUCAGCGAUCUUCAGAAUCAGAUAACAGUAAGAAGAAAACUAAGAAACUAAGAAUGAAAAGGAGUCACCGAGUAGAACCAGUUAAUACAGAUGACUCUGCUCCUAAGAGUGCAACACCACCCCCUCCUCCCCCUCCUGUUGGCUGGGGAACACCUAAAGUUACUAGACUUCCAAAACUUGAGCCUCUUGGUGAAACACGUCAUAAUGAUUUCUAUGGGAAGCCACUUCCUCCUCUGGCUGUGAGACAGAGACCUAAUAGUGACGCUCAGGAUGUGAUCUCAUAACCAAGUCAUGUGGAUUAGCUCUCUUAACAUCAGCAAGGUGAACUGGGACCUCUUUCUCAAAAUGAGAGAAACCUUGAUCACCACAGUAAUUUUAGAGAGCAGACUGAUAGCCAAGGACUUCUCCUGAUAAUUACUUUUCCUGGUUUUUCGCUAAGGCAGAAAGGAAACUAAAUGACUAAUAGAUGGGAUGAGCAUUUGGACCAAGUUAGCAAGACAAAAUUGACUUUUUGGUUUACACAUCCCAUUCAUGGGCAUAUUCCUAAAGGAAAACCUCAUUGGAAAAAGGCAAUGGACUCUGCAUACUUUGUUUUCUAGUUUGUAUUUCUAAGUUAAAGUGCAUAUGCAUGGAAGGGAAACUCCUUGGAAUUUAUAACCUAGAUCUUAAAGUAUUUUUGUAUUUUUCUAAAACUUUUAAAAAAUUACUGUUACAUUGUGCACUUUUCUACAAAUGUUUUGUUUAAAUUGUUUCUGGAAGAUACAGUUGAUGUACUUGAUAGACAUGAACUAUAUAAACAAAUAUUUUAUGGCUCGAGGUAUGUUUUGUAAUAUUAUUAUUGAACAAUAUAUCCUAAUUUGACCCUCAAAAUAAUGCCUUCAACACAAUAUAAUCUCUGUUCUUUAUUCUACCAAAUUAUA
Fukomys damarensis (Damara mole-rat) is the source of this 2245-nucleotide messenger RNA. RefSeq names its product ADP ribosylation factor like GTPase 13B (gene Arl13b). Gene Ontology annotation, biological process: non-motile cilium assembly; receptor localization to non-motile cilium. Gene Ontology annotation, molecular function: GTP binding; GTPase activity. The record is from RefSeq and is a predicted model, not a curated record. The transcript is spliced from 10 exons. NCBI's taxonomy places the organism in Eukaryota, Metazoa, Chordata, Mammalia, Rodentia, Bathyergidae. Bases 317 to 1609 code for a protein of 430 amino acids. Gene Ontology annotation, cellular component: non-motile cilium; ciliary membrane; motile cilium.